Molecule: messenger RNA, 936 nt
Organism: Mytilus californianus (California mussel)
Lineage: Eukaryota; Metazoa; Mollusca; Bivalvia; Mytilida; Mytilidae
Exons: 3
Coding region: 16-780 (254 amino acids)
Source: RefSeq, a predicted model, not a curated record
CAUCGAACAUUGAGAAUGCUGAAGUGGACAUAUUGUUAUCUUCUCAUUUUCUGUUGUAGUGGAAUUCUUGGCGAAGAAAUAAACAUCACCCUUGAAGGAAAAAAGGACAGGCAUCUUUUGUCUGAAUUCAAUGCCUUACCAACACACGAGAAGUUUGUGUCAUUUAAACUUAAGUCAUGCUAUGAAGGUGUAAUCUGGUUUUUGUCAAAAAGUGCAGGUUUUCAAAACGAUUACGUGUUUUAUAUGGCUUCUAUUGGAACUUCGUACAAUACGCUUUCAACAUUAGGUGGAUUUAAGGAUGGAGCAGUGAUUGAAUGGCAGAGGAUCAGCGACCCACAAGUGGACUGCAACAACUACAAACAGUUUUGGUUUAGUUGGGACGAUGGGUAUUUAAUGGUAGGAAAAGGAAGCAUUAAAAAUCAAAGUGUUCUGCUGAUCCAUCAACCAAAAUGUCCAUUUGACACAAAACAGAUUGGUAUCAGUGGUCACGACUCACUUACACACUGGAUUUUCAAUACAACAAACUCAAAUACAACAACUCCACAGGAACAGGAGAACAAGAAAGUUAUUACAAGAUACAGACUUACACUGAGCUGCCCAGCAAGUCAAGUUGUUCUGACUAUGGACACCAAAAGUACAAUUGAAUGCCUGAUAAUGUGUACAUGUGACAAACAGUGCGAGAGAGCAAUGUACAAAUCUGAUAUAUCACCUAACUGUGUACUUAUGACAGAUGAACCUGUAAUAGAUGGGACACAACCAAAUUACAUGCCAACACAUUAAUAUAACAAUCUAUUUAUACCGAAUACAUUAUUCAAAAUGUAUUCCAAGGCAUUUAUAAGAGACAUUUAAAAUGACAAAACGUGACUUAUUUCUAUUUUAUUUUUCUGUUUUUAUUGUAUAUUUAUGAGUAGAUAAAAGUAAAUUUUAUGUGUAAAA